Molecule: messenger RNA, 1131 nt
Organism: Myodes glareolus (Bank vole)
Lineage: Eukaryota; Metazoa; Chordata; Mammalia; Rodentia; Cricetidae
Source: RefSeq, a predicted model, not a curated record
AAGUCCUGAGGCCAGAUCAAAGUAGGUGGCCCCGCGAAAGGGAAGCGGGGCCCAUGACUGAGGGGGCCCGGCCCAGAGGGGUAUCCCAAGGUGCAGAAAUUAAGAUCCAGAUCCAAGAGCCCGCACAGAGAACCCUGGGGACACCAGCCAGGAAGGGCAUGCGCUCAGUGCUCAGGGUGUCCCAGCUACUGCUCAGGGCCAUCGCUGGCCAACGGAGGCUGACUCUGACACAGCUCAAGAAGAAGCUGGGAAAUGCUGGCUAUGAAGUAUGCCGGAAGAUCAAAGGACACAACCGGGAAUCUACCAAAUCUGAGAGGGGUACUCUUCUGCGGGUCAGUGGCAGCAAUGCUACAGGCUACUUCAGGGUUUGCAAGGUUCCUAAAUCGCGGAGAAAUGUGGGACAGUCCGGGCUGGUGCUGGGCCGCCGCUCUUCAAGGAAGACCCUGCUCCAAUCCCAAUCCCGACCCCAAUCUCGAUCACUAAGACCAUGCAGACUCUGCUCGCCUCGCAAGGCAGCCAAGAAGGCCAGAGAAUUCUGGAGACACAAGUCUAGGACUUUGAAGGCGAAGUCCAGGAGAACAAGAUCAACGAUCUGGGCAAGAGUCAAGUCAAGGGCCAGGUCAAGAGCAAGGUCUAGAGCUAUGGACCAAGUGUGUGCCAGGGCCGAGGAGCAGGCUUGUGCCAGGGGUAAGGAACAGGCUCGUGCCAGGACCAGGACACAGGAGUGUGUCCAGGGCAGGGAGCAGGAGUGCACCAACGCCAGAGAAGAGGCACAUAUGGGAGCCAGGAUGCAAACCAGGGCCACGGCAAUGGAAAAUAUCAGAGCAGGACCUUCAAGGGAAGACGGCAGGUCUCGAUCUAAAAAUGAGAGCAGGCCAAACUCGAAAUACAGGAACAAGAAGAGGCAGGAACCAGAGAGGGUGGUAAAACGAACCAUCCAGAAACCAGCUGUGACCAAAGCUGUCAGUGUUUCCAGCCAACAAGGAAAAGCACGCACCAAGCUUUCUGCGAAAAGCAAAGGUCCUGAGUGCUCAAGGAAUCCUUAAUGCCAAAGCUGUUUUCUGGGCGCUGUUUCUUUUCCAGACAGGCUCCAAGGAGAGUAACUCUCUUUCAUUGAAGCUGUUUACAAGA